AUUUCACUUCCAAACUGUUGAUGACCAGGGAUAGCUGUUGAUUUGUCACACGAUUGUUGCACUUUAAACAACAGAAAAUCAGCGAAAGCAAAAAAAAAGCAUUACAACACAUGAGUAAAACGAGGGGACGUCAAAUGCUAAGGCUCCCAAAUAUAAAACAUGUGAUUAAAACUGCCCGAGGGUGACUCCCAUCUGAUUUUCAACCAUGAGCAAUGUUGGACCUUGUACAUAAGUGUUUCGAUCCAAGUUGUCUCACCUCGUCAACACAGCACAAUAGAAUCAGUUGUAUGGAAGACGAAGCUCUCCAAAUUUAUGUACUGUAAGUACUGAGCAAAUAAAAAAUGAUAAACAUGCGGUCGAGCGAAGGAGUUAAGUUUUGGGAUGAAGUAAAUGUAACAAUAGUGCUUUUAAGUUAGAAGUAAAAUAAAUUAUGAAUCCAUCAACAAUACAACUCGUUUAUAGCUAUGUAACAUUACCUUCAACUAUAGGGUAGUGUUUCCGAUAUUAUUAAUUUUAGGAAGCCUGCAGCUUAAUAUGACCCAAUCUCAGUCAGUCAUAAAGUGGAGCUAUACCUUGUUUUGGAUUAAAAGUUCCCAGUCUUCUUCCAACCUACUCUUACUCCUGUCACGAUUCCCAGUUGAGUUAGGAGGUUGCUAUGAAUGCGUAAUACAUGCUUCAGUGAGUUUGGUUGAUUCAUCCUCCGAAACUGUAAUUAAAGUGGUGUGAAAUAGAUAACAAUUGUUUAGUUACAUUUAUAAUUUAUCUUCUAAAUCUUGAGUUUAGUAUCAUUCUAAGAUUUUCAUAGGGAACGACAGCCUUUUAUCAAAUGUUUUUAGUGAUGACUGAUGGUAUUGUAACCUGUUUACUUUCAUUAUUAGGGAAAUAUGAAUUUCCAGGCAUAAAAAUUCCUUUUAAUGUGGGUGAUAGAUUGAGAUAAACGAUUAGCUGCAAAUAGUUUAAGUCCUUCAUCAAGAUGGUCAAAUCUUCCCGGACGCUGUCAUAAAAUUGGUAUUUCUCAACCCCACUGCUAUUAUUGGCGGGUACGUACCACUUUGUUCUUUGCUUUGAAAGAUACUUUGGUGAUCUUGCAGCUGUGAAUUUCCCAUCCUAUGAACGCUUUUCAUGCUUUUUUGGACAGUAUAUGUUAGACUUCUUGUGCUUGCGGGGCGUUCUCUUUUUAAUAAUCAGAUUACAACAUCAUCUCUCCCAAAGUUAGUCUUUUCCAUGCAGAUUGUGUCCAAUGGGCUUCGCUUAUCUCGAUAAGGGUCAGGUUAUACAUAAUUUCCCCACUAUUUGAAAGACCUCCCCGGUAUAUGAACUUUCUACUUACCGAUGUUAAUUGUUGCUCUGGUUUUUAGGAGGGACAUCGGUCAUCUAACUUUCGAAGAAUGUUAGCUUUCAUCAUGAGAGGUCAUAACUAUUCUCUAUGAAGACCUUUCAACUCACUGCAGAAUUUACAUGGUCUAAGCGGUUGUUUCUGGCUAACGCUUUUUAGCGAGGUUCUUUUCUACGGGGGUUGGGAUCGCUUACUCUCCUUUACUUAGGUUUGAGAGCGUCAGUAAUCGUAGAUAGCUCCUGGUGUUGAGGUUUUUCUGAGGAAUUCCACUUCUUAAAGUUUUUGUACGCCACGGUUUAAAUCUCUCAUGCUACUGAAUAUUAUAUUUUCAUUUCUAGAUUAUCUAGCGGCAAAUAAAAUAAUUACGUCCUGAUGAAUCGAGAGGAUGGAUUCUCAUCACUUGUCACCCAAGCCCGUCUAAAAUGUGAGGAAGGGAAUUUUCAUGAGUCACUCAAGCUUUGUCAGGAUGCCUACGCAAUAAAUCCUUCCUCUAGUCUUAUGCGAAAAAUUGUCCGUCUUCAAAAUUUACUAAGCCAAGAUACCAAGGAGAACAUUCCAAUAGCUCCCGAAAAAUCUGACAGUCCUUCAAAAGUAAGAUUUUUGUUGUUUUUACUGCUUAUGCAAACAGGGAGUUGCUAAGUACUUUGUUUGUGAGUCUGAGAAGUAUGUGUCUCCUAGUAAAAUAACUGACAGCACUAAUCUUCUGAAGGAAGCGUAUCUAUGUGUUCCAUCAGCUGAGAUUGAAUCAAAGAUUGAGCGAAUUGAACCAGCACAUCCUACAACCUAUACUAGUACUCCAAACACGAAAGAAGCUUUAGGGGAAGAAAAGGUUUAUGAUGGUAUUCAGUUCACUCUAAUUGAUAAAGCAAAACUGUUAUAUCAAUCUGGAGACUACGUUGAAUGCCUUCGUCUUCUUAAAAAAGCCUACAAUCUUAAGCAAUGCGAUAAAGUAAAGCGGAAAAUUGAAAGGAUUGAAAAUUAUUUGAAAGAAAAUGGAAUUCCUGUUGAUCAUUAUGAUCAUAAGUUGCACACUAAUAGUGUUGUUACUGCAGUUGACCAUUAUAAUGAAAAGGACCCUCCUAAACUCACCUAUGAUUUGGUCGAAAUAGCUGAUGGAUUUAGUGUUCCUAAGUUGUUAUAUGAUAAAUUGUAUGAUUAUCAAAAGUAUGGUGUUGAAUGGCUUUGGAGUUUACAUCAGAAAAAUUCUGGCGGCAUAUUAGCUGAUGAUAUGGGACUAGGUAAAACAGUUCAGGUUAUUGCUUUUCUCUCUGGCCUAUUCGUAUCUAGUAAAUUUUCUUGCACAGUGUUGAUUGUGAUGCCAGUCAGUGUUUUGGUUACUUGGGAAGCUGAACUAAAAAGAUGGGCACCAGGACUUCGUGUUAUUGUUUUUCAUGAUAACAGUCGAGCGGAUCGUCUUAAAAGUUUAGUAUCAAUCCAACGACAUGGUGGUAUUCUACUUACAACAUACGGAACACUUGUUUCCAGCAUAAAAGAUUUAUCUACUGAUUUAAAUGCAAAUCCUGAAUUUUUAAGGUCAUACAAAAAGCAAAAAUCCACUGACAAUGAUACCAGUGAUAUUCUUGCUAGAAUGGGUAAAGAAUUUCAUUGGACUUAUUUAAUAUUGGACGAAGGACACAAAGUCAAAAAUUCAUCUGCUAAGACGACUAAAGCAGCUCAAGCAAUUUAUGCAGAUCAUUGUAUCCUCUUAACUGGUACUGCUGUACAAAAUAAUCUCAGGGAAUUAUGGUCUCUUUACAAUGUAACUCAUCGUGGUCGUCUCUUAGGUACACAAAAAACGUUUUCUAUUGAAUAUGACAAGCCAAUAACUCGUGGACGCGAGAGAGAUGCUUCUCGUGCUGAAAAAGUACACGGUCAAUUAAUGGCUGAAAGUUUACGACGUAUAAUAGAUCCAUAUUUCUUAAGACGCACAAAAUCCGAAGUUUUAUCUCAACAGUAUAAUAUGAAUGCGGCUGUACCGAUCAAAGAUAAAAUGCCACGUAAAACAGAAAUUGUAUUAUGGGUGUACUUAAGUUCCAUACAAGAAUCCACAUACCGUGAUUUUUUACAACUUGAUAACGUAAAAGAAUUAUUAAUGCAACGUACAAAACGUUCACCAUUAAUGGAAUUGGUAAUUCUAAAAAAGCUCUGUGAUCAUCCGCGUCUUUUGUCUACUGAACAAUGUUUAAAUCUUAAUUUAAAUUAUGAUGGCAAUAGCAAAGGAGAUAAUUUUCAUAUUGAUGAAAUUGUUUCACAUAAAAUACAUUUUCCACCAUCAGAACAACUGAUUAAAGAAUCUGGGAAAUUCUUGUUUCUGCAUUGUUUGAUGAAACAGUUCUUGCUUGAAUUACAGUCAAAUCCACAAAGAGAUUCACCGCGCACGUUGAUAUUUUCACAAAGUAUAAAAUUUCUUGAUAUGGCUGAAAAAGUCAUUCUAGAUAUAAAAUGUCCUGUUAAUAAUUAUACAUUUGAUGACAAUUUGCACUGUCCUACUCAACAUCGUAUUUUACGAUUAGAUGGUCGUACUGCAAAAGUAUGCGAUCGUCUAAGUAUAAUUAAUAAAUUUCAAAAUGAUAAAUCUUAUACAGUUAUGCUGUUAACUACUCAAGUCGGUGGUGUUGGCCUGACAAUUACAUCGGCUAAUCGUGUUAUCAUUCUCGAUCCAAGUUGGAAUCCAGCUGUAGACUCACAAGCUGUAGAUCGUGCAUACAGAAUAGGUCAAAAACUAGAUGUAGUUGUAUACCGAUUGAUUACUUGUGCAACUGUUGAAGAAAAGAUUUAUCGUCGUCAAAUAUUCAAAGAUUCCGUAAUUCGUCAGACUACGUCGACGGGCCAAAACAAAACGGACUUAGAUCCUUACCGAUAUUUUAGUCGCCAAGAACUGGUUGAAUUAUUUAGUCUCGGAGACACACGUAUUUCUGAAACUAAACGGCAGCUAGAUAUAUUACACGAUGGUUCAGAUAGAUGGUCUGAUAGUUCGAUUAGCCCACAUUUAAAAUUCCUUAGUAGUGAUGCACUAAAGCAUGUUGUUUAUGGUUUAUCAUUUCAUGAUUUAAUGUUUAGUAAGGAAUCUAUUAAUGAAGGAGCUAUUGAUACAGAUCAUGAGAAAUUAUACGUUUUGAAUCGUUGUGUUGCAGCUGAACGUGCCAUAGCUGAAGAAUGCGCUGUUGAAGGAAGAGUAAUUGGUAAAGAAAUGCCAGCAGUCACAAUGACACAAGCAGAAAGUAUUGCAAAAUCAUUACCAACACAUUUAGCGAAUCUUAAUUUACAAAAUAAAUUACCACCUUCCAGCUACAACAAUCAUGACAAUCGUUUUAUUAAUCAUGUACCAUUAGAUCAAUUGUUCAAGCCUUCCAAGUCUGACACUCAUAGACCAAUGUUCAAUAGACCAGCAACAUCAUUUAACAAUCCACACACUAGCAUCAUACACACUUCAUCUAAUAUUGAACAUCGUAGUGGAAAUAUAAGUCCCAAUUCAAAUAUACCAUUAGUAUGCACCACUGCUGAGCAUCAAUCAGUUAAUCGCAUUAGUUCUGUAAAUACGUACGGGGUAAAUACACCCCUUUCGCCAAAGCUAGGACGUCAGUUACAAGAUGUUACUGAAGGUGUAGAAGUACAGCAGAAAUAUGGUAAUAGAUCUCUGGAAAUCAGGAAUUCUCCAACUAAUGGUCUAUCGGAUAAUGAGAGCCUCGAUACACCUCCUAGUGCACCAGUUGCUGAUAUAGCAUGCAUAACUAUAGAGGAUUCAAUUACACAAAGUUUGCGAGAAAUAAGUUUAACUCAGAAGACUCCAUCAAGACUUCAUGAUAAUGAGAAAACUAACAAAGGAUCAAAUAUUUUAAAAACUCCACUUCAUCAUCUUCGAACUUCAUUGAAUUCGAGAUCAUACUUUGCACCAUUUAAUUCAAAUUUUUAUCGUUCUACUCCAUUAUCUUCAAGGAAGUCAACAAAAAUUCCUCCUAAGGAACACUUUGAACAAUGUGGACAGGAAUUAAACGAAGAUCUCGGUGACGUCAAAUCACCAACAGAUUUUGAUCCCGCUCAAAAUUAUAUACAUAUGGAUAUUAGUAUGGACAUAAACGAAGAUGAUUUAGCUAAUACAGUAGAUAUGAAGUCAAUUCAGCAGGUACUUGCAAAAUCUGGUAUUUUGAAUUCUACUGAUUUAAACAAUAAAAAUGAAACUGAAGGAGGUGAAUCCAUGUCAAAUUCAAUUGAAAUCCAUAAAUCUUCCACUCAACAAGAACUUAAUUCAGUUUCGGAAGAAAAUAAUUUCACUAUAUCUUUAAGUGAUUCUGAAGUUGUCAUGGACUCUUACAUAAAUCGUCAGUCUGUCGAAAAGACGCAUAUUGAUGAUACUGAUGUUAUUGAAUCUAGUUUCUGAAGAUGAUUUUUAAAACUUGAUUUUAAAAUAUGUAAAUAGUACAUCAGUUCAUCUAAUCGUUACGUUUUUUUACGUUAGUAAAGAGUAAUGAUAAAAUAAUAUCUUAAUAAGUAGAAAAUAGAAUUUCUGUAGUUUCAUAGCAUAGUGUAAGUUGCUGCUUCAGAAACAAUUCAAUUUUCUACUUAAUGGGAUAUUACAAAUAUAUUAUUUUACCAUUACAAACAAUCCACUCAAUCCUUAAUGUAUUUAAAAGCACCCUUGUCAUAAUGGUCAGGCAGAAAAAUUUAUCAGGACAUUAAAAACUGGCAUUAAUUCCGUUUCUGUUUCAACAUUUGAUGAACUGGAGAGGGGAGUAGACAUAUUUCUACCGCAAUAUAGAAAUGCUAAACAUUCUGCAACGAAAGUGACAUUAUCUAAAUUAUUAGAAGCGAGAAUUCUUCGCUCGAAUGUGAAAUGCUUAGAGUCUGCAGAAGUUACAUGUUAUCGUGGAAACGAAUUUCAGCUAGCCGCGAGGAUCGGGGUGGAGAAUAUUGGGGAAAUCUGUCAUUUGAGUUCUAAGUAUCAAUGAUUAGAUUACAUGUUAACCAAAUACAAUUCCAGGUGAGUCCGUUCCGAUUUCGGUUGUUAACUUUUACAAUAAUGAUUACAUUCUAGACCAUAUAGAGUCUCUAUCGAAUACACAACCUGACAGACACAUGAUGGACCUAAGGUGACGACACAAUCGAUUGCAGGAAGUUUGAUUUCCAUGUAAGCUGUGGUGGUUGUAGUAUUUGUACUAACUGGUAAUUACUUUGUACUUGACUGUACGCUUGAAACGAAUUCCAAGUAUAAUACGUUCAUUUGUGCUCAUCUAGUUCUAUUGGCUAUAAACUGCACUAUUUCGGGAAGUCCUAGUUAGCACAUUAACCCGAGUACUUCUAAUUAUCACACUUAUUCACCCAUCAACAGCGUGAAGAUCACUUUAUUCAAAAUAUGUUCAUUUAUGUAUCGAUUUUAUUGACAUUUUAUAAAUAAAUGUCACAAAUAAUCGAAAUAGGAAAAAUACUAAAAUGAACAAAGUUAUUAAAACAAAAUACGUGCUGCACGUUAUAUUGAAUAAGAAAUCACUCUGAAUUAAAUCCAAAUGUUUAUCAUAUAGAACUAAAAACAGAACACAAAUUACAGUGAGUUAGAAUGUAAACUUUCAAAUUUAUCCUGUUCUAAGAUUAAUAUAGAACUAAGAUAAUGUAAUUAUAUUACACUAUCUUCCAUGUUUGUCAAUAUAUAACAGUAUAACAUAGUAUUAUUUACUAAAUGACAAUAUGGAGAAAAAACUUAUUAUUCAUAGUCUCAAGGUUGAAAUAUUCAAACUAUAUUCUAAAAAAAAUGAACUAGAAGUGAUAAUGAUAUAGCAGCAUUCCGAGUCCAUUCUUUAGUUCACAUAAACAUUUUCGAAAAAUAAUUUUCAUCACAAAUUGAUAACAUUUGGAUAGAAUGAUUUGCUAAUCAUCUAGUUUACGGAUCCUACAGUGUGGUGUACCAGUUGUGAACACAUCCAAAGUAUGGUACACACAGGAUUGAAUCUAGUACUUUCAAAUCUUAUAACAGAGAGAAUGAUAUCAUGAAGUUAUUUUUAAGCAAGAAUCCGACACUGCGCAAUUUUGGAUCGAGUUAUUCUGUAAAUCUGUUUCGCAAAUUAUUUUUUCAUUUAUAAGCAUUAAAAACAAUACAUAAUACUGAACAAAAUUUAUGCAUAAAUAUAUGUAGGAC
Schistosoma spindalis is the source of this 7463-nucleotide messenger RNA. The record is from the annotation of a GenBank genome assembly. Lineage: Eukaryota; Metazoa; Platyhelminthes; Trematoda; Strigeidida; Schistosomatidae.